Molecule: messenger RNA, 1215 nt
Organism: Actinia tenebrosa (Australian red waratah sea anemone)
Lineage: Eukaryota; Metazoa; Cnidaria; Anthozoa; Actiniaria; Actiniidae
Source: RefSeq, a predicted model, not a curated record
CCCACCAGUCGAAAUACUCUGACCACUUUGCACUCCAUCAGAAAUCCAAUUUUUGACUUCAUUCGUAUUGCCUUUUCUGAUAAGAAAAAAAAAUUGGUGACAAACAUGAAAGCUUGUUUGACAAUAUUGUGGCUAUGCUCGGCUGUUUUCGUUACUUCGUCGGCAGUACCAUUGAAAGUCACGAAGACACUACGACGUUACAAUAAACCGAAUCAGACAAUACGAAAGAGAAGCAUCAUGGGAGUAGGACCCAGGCCUUUCGCUUCAUUAGGAGCUCCUUUAUUUGCGAUGCCUCAACUUCCAGGAAUAGUUAACUAUGGAUGGAUACCAGGGGAUGGUGGGCUAUGCAAUGGAGCGUUUAAUUGUCCUCAUUGGAUGCCAUGCUGUUGCCCUCCUGACGAAUCGGAAGGAAAAGAAGGAGGAGAGGAGAAACCACCAGGAGGAGAGAAGCCACCAGCGGCUGGAGGAGAAAAAAAGCCCCCUGGUGGAGAGGCCCCACCGCCACCUCCCGGGGGUGAAGGAAAAAAGCCCCCUAAUGGAGGAGAAAAGCCCCCUGGUGGAGAAGAAAAGCCCCCUGGUGGAGAGGGCCCACCGCCACCUCCCGCGGGUGGAGGAGAAAAGCCCCCUAGUGGAGGAGGCUCACCAGCUCCUGAUGGUGGAGGAGGAGAAGGAGGAGCUCCACCGGCAUCACCACCUGCAGGUGGGGAAGGGGCUAAUAAACCAGCUGCUGGAGGAGAGGCACAGCCAUCGGCAGCAGCAGCAGGUCCUGAAAGUGACGCACCUCAACGUCCAAAUGCUGUUCCUGCUGCUCCAGCUACAGUCGCAGCUCCUGCUGUUGUAUACGCUCCAGCACCAGCAGUAGCUGCUCCUUUGCCAGCAGCAGCACCGCAGUCAGACCCAGCCGUAGUUUCAAGAGUGGAAGCUCCUGCUAAUACUCCUGCUGCAGCAGCUCCUUUGGUAGCCGCAACUGAACCUGCACCUGCUGCUGCUCUACCUGUAGCUGCUCCCGCUCCGGCUUUAGCUGCUUCCAUCCCUGCAGCUGCUGUCCCUGGUACUGCACCUGUUGCUGCUGCUGCAGCUCCUGCUUUUGUUGCUGCUGCCCCUGUUCCUGCAGCAACAGGCUAAAAUGAUAUCAUGUCUACAUCGUAUUUCAUCCACCGUGAUCAAAGAUCAUUGCUUAGCUUAUAUCGUUGAAUAAAGUUCAUUCAUUUUGUA